Messenger RNA from Colletotrichum chrysophilum, 924 nucleotides. RefSeq lists its product as uncharacterized. Gene Ontology annotation, cellular component: plasma membrane. Lineage: Eukaryota; Fungi; Ascomycota; Sordariomycetes; Glomerellales; Glomerellaceae. The record is from RefSeq and is a predicted model, not a curated record. The transcript is spliced from 3 exons. Gene Ontology annotation, molecular function: putrescine transmembrane transporter activity; spermidine transmembrane transporter activity; urea transmembrane transporter activity. Bases 1 to 924 code for a protein of 307 amino acids. Gene Ontology annotation, biological process: urea transmembrane transport; spermidine transport; putrescine transport.
AUGGGUCUUGCUGGACUGGCCCUGGAAAGAUACGACAUCUGGCCCUCAUUCCCAAACCGGAUGCCCGCAGCCGAUGUCGAUGCGGGCUUGGUUCUCCCAACAGUUGCCGUUGCUCUGCUUGGAAAGGGCGGCGCUGUUGCAACCCUCAUUCUCGCGUUUAUGGCCAUCAUGUCGACUUACAGCUCUGAACUCAUCGCAAUCUCGUCAAUUUGCACCUACGACAUUUACAAGACGUACGUCAACCCCGCGGCAACUGGCAAGCAACUCAUGCGCAUCAACUACAUCGGUAUGGCCGCAUUUGCCCUUGUCAUGGCUGGUCUGGCGACUGGGUUCAACUACAUUGGGAUCUCCAUGGGCUAUCUGUACCUCAUGAUGGGUGUCAUCAUCUCCUCGGCUGUUCUCCCCGCAACUUUGACGCUCCUUUGGUCAGGCCAGUCCUGGGCUGCGGCAACCUUCAGCCCUAUCAUCGGCUUCGUCUUGUCCAUGACGGCAUGGCUAGUCACGACAAAGAUCAAGUAUGGCCAGCUGAGCGUUGAGACGACCGGAGCCAACACUCCGAUGCUGGCUGGGAAUCUCACUUCGCUACUCUCUCCUGUUGUCUUCAUUCCACUUCUCACCUUCAUCCCCCCCUUCAAGCAUCAGAAGUACGACUGGCAAAGCAUGCUCAAUAUCCGCAAAGGAGACGAUCAUGAGAUUGUUGAUGCUGCAAAUGUCGACUUGGAGAACAUGAAUGAAAGGCCCCAUGCUGUCGACAGCGACGUAGACGAGCGGGUAAAAUUGGACCGUGCCGCCAAGAUUGCCCGCUGGCUCACCGUCGAUCUACUCGGUAUGCGCGGCGGGAAGGUCAUUAGCGAAGGCCACUCUCCUGGAUCAAGAACGCCGCCGGAGCUUGCAAGUACAGCAAAGAUGGAGCUCAAAUCGUGA